GAGCCAAAAAAAAAGGGAAGAAGAAGUAGAAGAAAACACUGCUUCUACACAAGACAACGAAAAGAUCUACUUGUCACAUUACCCCUAACGGUGACCGCACCGCUUAAGCCUCUUCCAAAACCCUCUUUGACAAAAAGACAUUUCUCAAUGCUUUUUUCAUGGAAACUUAGUGUUCGACCCUCGACUCCUAAACUCUUCUCUCUAUUACACAACCUCGCUCUCCUCUCUCCCUCUUCAACAUCCAAUCUCUCCUCACCAAAAGCCAAAGCGGACGACCAAAUCAAGUCCCAUUUGAACUCUGGCAACAUCAACGCAGCCAUCUCUCUCCUCAAAACCCCAAGCUUCGAUCCCCCUUCAACCCUCUUCUUCAAUCGAGUCCUCUCAUCUCUAACCAAAUCCCGGCGCUUCGACUGCGCAAUCUCUCUCUACAACUCAAUGCGCUGCAGCGGUGUGGCCCCUGAUGUAGUAACCCUGAACAUUAUCCUCGACUGCUACUGCGAGUCUGGACGCGUGCACGUUGCACGCCAACUGUUUGAUGAAAUGCCGAGGCGGGAGUUAUCGCCCACUACUGUCUCCUGCAAUACAUUGAUUAAAGGGUAUUGUAGGAAAGGGUUGAUAGAGGAUGCAUUUGGGGUUUUGAGUGUGAUGAAGGAGAAUGGGCCGAGCCCGGAUAGCCGGACUUAUUCUACUCUGAUCGAUUUUCUAUGUGGGUCUUCGAGGUCGGAGAUGGGUUUGUGUUUGAUUACUGAAAUGUUACGCAUUGGGUUGGUUCCGAGUGUGAUUGCGUACAAUUGUGUGUUGGCUGGGUUGUGUAAUGAGGGUAGGAUGAGACUGGCUCAACUUCUUUAUGUUAGGAUGGUGAAAUCGGGUGUCUGGGCCAAUUUGAUGACGUAUACGGGGUUGAUGAGUGGUUUUGUUAAGGAGAAGAAGAUGGAUGAUGCGAAAAAGAUUUUUGAUGAGAUGUUAGAGAAGGAGUUGGCUCCCAAUGUUGUUACAUAUACAACUUUAGUUCACGGGUUUUGCUUUAAUGGGCAGAUUGAAGAAGCAGUGAAAAUGGUCGAAGAAAUGGUCGAACGUGGUCUAAGGCCGAAUGAAGUUACGUACACUGCAUUGAUGGGUGGGCUUUGUGAGAAAGGGAGAGUGCGAGAAGCUAUGGGCCUUUUAGAUAGGAUGGGAGUCGAGGGAUUGAGUCCAAAUGAGUUCACAUAUAGUAAAUUAAUGGAUGGUUCAUGUAAGGAAGGGAGAAUCGAGGAAGCUAUUGAUCUAUUUGAUAAAAUGAAAGAAAAAGGACUGGGUACUAGUAUUGUACCAUAUAAUGUACUUAUUUCUGGGUUUUGCAGAAUAGGGGAGAUGGAGGAGGCCAUGAAGGUUUUGCAAAAUAUUACAGAAGAAGGAGCUAAGCCGGAUGUAAUUACUUAUAAUACCUUAAUUAAUGGGUUUUGUGGAACUGGAAACUUUAAAGCUGCGAAAGAGUUGCUGCUUGUUAUGGAAAGGAACGGACUAAAGCCAAAUGCUGUAACCUACAACACGCUUAUGUAUGCUUUUUGUAAAGUGGGAAAGCUUGAUUGUGCUAUGAAUCUGGUGGAAGAAAUGGCUGCUAGAGGAAUAGAAGGUGAUAAAUACAGUUACAGUAUACUUAACAGAGAUAGUGGACAAUGAGGUACCAAUAUGUUGUGAAUUUUUCAGCUGUGACCUGAUAAAAGGUCGGUCUAGGAGGACUCGGUUCGAAUUUUGGUACUUAUUGUUCUAUUCUCCUGAGUUCUUAUGCAGCACACCAGUUUGAGGAACGGUUACCGAUGAAUGAAUUUACUCUCAUGGACUCGAUUAGCAGGUCAUUUAUAGAUGUGAUUUCAUGGUCUUCUGUACUUGCCUCCUGAUCUACAGCAAAGGAUUGAAAUGUUUUUUUGAGAGAAGCUAUUGUCAAGUCAAUAUUCCAUAUGUUUUCUCUCAGACCUCCAAGAAAGACACCUCUUAUCUGUGGAAUGAGAUGAUCGUUACAGUGCUGUUUGCAAGAUGUCUAUAUAGUUUCAGCCAUUUGGCAACUCUCCUGAUCAUUCUGAAGAGUUGAAGAACAGAAUCUCCAUGUCAGCAUGCACAAUCCUGCUUCCAAUUGCCAAAAGACCGUGGAGGCAACAAGCGCACCAGUUAGGAGAAGAGAUAAUGGAGGAAGGAACACAUGCAACGUGUGAUUGAGCAACUCUAAUUUUAACAAAAAACAGCCCUUCCGUUUUAUUAUCAAAAUACUAUAAUAAAUGUUUUUGUCGGUCCUGAAUAUAUGAUCGUAUUGUCUUGGAGAAUGUGAAUAUAGUUACAUAAUUAACUUCAUAUAUUAUCUUAGCAGUAAAAAUUUAAAAUUCUAAUUUGGAUCACAUCCUUAACAAAAAUCAUAUGAAUAAAAAAUAUUAAUUUGAAGGAGAAGUUUUCUUUACACAUGCAACACAUGUUUACAAAUCCAGUUGAAUCUAAACAUGUUAGAAUUUAUAGAAUGAAACACAUAUGCAGGAGAAGAAGGAAGUGACACAUAUGCAGGAGAAGAAGGAAGUGUAUGGCUAUUCUUAAUGGUUCAGAAUCGUUCAUUGGUGUUUUUGUUACAUUUGAUCAAACAGUCAUCACUGUUACUGAGUCUUUUGGGGAAUAAAACCAGAUACUGAAGUGAAAUAAGUGCAUCUGAAUCACUAUGUAACAAUUGAAUAUUCAUGAAUGUUCAUAGGACAUCUAUAUGACCAACAAUGAUAAAUCAAAGUGUUAGCAAUCAAGAAACAUGUUAAGAAAUUGACAAGCAAAAAAGACAAUCUUAUGGAUGAGUGGUAAUAUGUACAUGAGAUAAUCAGAUUAGUGCAUUCUGAAGAAGACUGGUUGAGAAUUUGAGAUGACUAGUUAAUAAUACAAGGACAAAGAUUUUGUUGACAUGGUUUGAACAUGCAUAUGAUGGAGGGACCAAUGAAUGUGCUAAUUAAGAGGAAGAGAAGUUUUUUAGUUGAAGGACAGCCUCUGGUCAAGUUGCUAGCAGUAAGGAUUUGGGAUACAGGCUUUAAUAUUGUUGUCUGAGGCAUGGUAUAAUUCAAUGAUUCAAGGUUGCUGACCUGAGAUUUUGUUUUAUAACCUACAAUGUGAAAUCAACUUCCUCUUCAAAAAUCUGGCUUUUAGAUUUGCCUGCCUCAUAUUUUUUUUCUCAACAAUUAAAUUAUUUUACAUAAUGAUGGAUUGCUUACGUACCUUCACCUUUGAAAAUUGAUGAGUAUUAACCCAAAACAUCCCAGGUUCACUUGUGCAAUAAAGAUCCUGUCAUGAUCCCACCUCUUUAUAGUUUUCAUUUCAAUACUGUAAAGAUCUUAGCAGUCUUGAGAAACCUUCAGGUCAUCAUCCAGAAAGUUCUAUUUUUCUAUACAUGUCUCUGUUUGAUUUUGCUCUUUGAAUUAGGUGUUUUAAUAGUAAUCAGAUCUUCCAUCCAUCUGUUUAUCUGCCCUUAGGUAAAUCUUUCCCUUAAUACUUACAAGAUGGAUGAGCUUUUGACAGACUGGGACCUGUGGACAAUGCUAUGCAGUGUUACCUUUAUUUGGUUUAAUUUGAGUUAGUUAUUAAUUUAGAUUGCCCUUGACCACAUGUCGUAGAGUUUAAAAUAAAGUUGUUUGUUAUCUCCAUUCAUGUGAAUUCAGUUAGGAAGUUUUUUUUUAGAUUUAACGAGUCAUAUUAAUAAUACCCAAGAGAGGUGACAGCU
Messenger RNA from Asparagus officinalis (garden asparagus), 3718 nucleotides. Its product is annotated as pentatricopeptide repeat-containing protein At5g39710-like. The coding region runs from base 148 to 1659 and encodes 503 amino acids. Gene Ontology annotation, molecular function: protein binding. Lineage: Eukaryota; Viridiplantae; Streptophyta; Magnoliopsida; Asparagales; Asparagaceae. The transcript is spliced from 3 exons. The record is from RefSeq and is a predicted model, not a curated record.